AUUUACAUUCGCCCUCCAAACAAGGCAAGCUAGCAGAUCGAGGUACUGUUCACUUUGUCAACAGCACAAUACAUUGUAGCGCUUGAGUGAUCUUGUGUUUGCUGAUAACAAUGGCUUCUAGGACUCCUAUUAGAUUAGACCCAGCUACAGGCAAAAAGAUUCCACCGCCUGUUUCGCCGAAGCCUGUCCGAAUGACGGCGACAAGGUUGACCAGGGCGAGCGCGAGGCCCCCUCCACCGCCACAACCUUCUAGCGGGAUGAAAAGUGCUGAAGAAGAACUCGAUGCUUUGACGGAUCUUCUUGUAAAGAAUUUAGAGAAUACAGGAGAUCCAGACUUUUUUGGAAUGUGCAGUAAAUGUGGUCAGAAGGUUUCUGGAGAGGGGACAGGAUGUACAGCAAUGGAUAAACUUUUCCACAUCAAGUGUUUUCUUUGUGUCAAGUGUGGAUGUCAGUUAACUGGGAAGGUGUUCUAUAAAGUGGAAGAGCAGUGUUUUUGUGAGGCUGACUAUAUGGAAACACUGGAGAAGUGCUGGGUUUGUAACCAGUAUAUCACAGAGCGGAUCUUACGAGCCACUGGAAAAUGUUUUCAUCCAGACUGUUUCAAGUGUGAAGUUUGUAACAAGAAACUUGAUGGCGUUCAGUUCACUGUUGACAACUUUAACAAAAUCCACUGCAUUGAGGACUAUUAUAGGAAAUAUUCACCAAGAUGUGCAUUGUGCAAUCAGCUGAUAGUUCCUGACGAGGGUCAAGAGGAAACAGUUCGUAUUGUUUCAAUGAACAAGGAUUUUCAUGUCAAGUGCUAUGUUUGUGAGGACUGUAAUGCUCCAUUAUCAACAGAAAAGGGUGGCAGUGGUUGCUAUCCCUUGGACAAUCACCUUCUGUGUCAAGACUGUAAUGCAGUACGCGUGCAGAAGAUGACGGCAGAGUUAGACUCCAAGCCAACACGCCCCUUAACUACUGAAUUAUGAGACAUGUAUGCUAGCCUUCUUAUGGACUGUGAAUGGUUUAAAGACCAAGCUGACUUUGAGAAUAAAGUCAAAAGUAUUAUUAUUAGUUAUGGUUCGUUAUUAUAAACCAUUUUUAGCUCAUUGUCAGCUAGGAUCAGUUGAUCAGAAAUAAUCUCUCUGGUAACUGUAGAAAGUAGUAGUCAUGAAUGAAUAGGUGUCUUUCUUUAAAGCUCCCUUUAAAGUUAUGAGCCAUUUAGAGGUGAAGAAAGGCUCCCCGAGACCCUCGUUUGAACAUAUUAGUAAAAUAUUAGUUUGAAAAUAUUAGUAAAAAUAAAUUUAACUGUUUUAGACUUCCUUCAUAUCGUAGAAAUUGCGUUUUUUCUCUUUUUUUGUUUUUGUCUGCAUUUGU
Orbicella faveolata is the source of this 1356-nucleotide messenger RNA. Its product is annotated as lipoma-preferred partner homolog. The record is from RefSeq and is a predicted model, not a curated record. NCBI's taxonomy places the organism in Eukaryota, Metazoa, Cnidaria, Anthozoa, Scleractinia, Merulinidae. Gene Ontology annotation, cellular component: focal adhesion; stress fiber. Gene Ontology annotation, biological process: cell-cell adhesion.